Messenger RNA from Pipra filicauda (Wire-tailed manakin), 1197 nucleotides. It is a transcript of the gene ARMH1, whose product is annotated as armadillo like helical domain containing 1. NCBI's taxonomy places the organism in Eukaryota, Metazoa, Chordata, Aves, Passeriformes, Pipridae. The transcript is spliced from 5 exons. The coding region runs from base 1 to 906 and encodes 301 amino acids. The record is from RefSeq and is a predicted model, not a curated record.
AUGGACUGGGUGGCAGCCCAGCACUGUGGAGAGCAGAGUUUGAAGCCAACAAACAGGAGUUACGUGCUGAUGCUAGCACUGACAAUCGACUCAGGCAAGCCAUUUAACUUCCCUGUGUCUGCAGAAGAGAUCCUGACUUCUGUCAAAAAGCAAGAAGCCAUCAGGAAGCUCAUGGUUUUCUUGCAUGAAUGGGAUAGUGCCCACAAAGUUGCUCGAAGCUGCAUCCUGGACAGUUUCAUUAAAAGCAAGGCAGAACAAGAGCUGGAGCUGGAGUUCUCCCAGGGAGCCAGAGCGUGCUGCCUCUGCCUGCCUGUGAGAGGAAGAUCCCUGCUCUCUUGCAAGAGACAGUACCCAGUUCAGACCUCCAUCUGCUGCAGCGAGGCAGGAGGUGAUGGCUCCCAGGAGCACGGCCUGCUGGCAGAGGAAGAUGGGCUCCAAGAGGUACCAGACCUCGCCAAGUUCUUGGCCUCUUCCAACAAAGCAGAGGGUCAAGAAGACACACAGGUUCUGCUGGACUCUUCAGGCCAUGGCAAUCCCAAGUACCAGAACCAGGUCUGCCUUGUACCUGUGCUGCUCUGUACCUCUCCACAGGCCCAGCACGGGCUCUGCCGAUGCUCAGGGUCGUGCAGGACACGGUGGGAGAGGUGCCCUGUGCCCUCGACGAGCCCGUGCUGGGCGUGCUGCGCUCUGUGCACCUGGAUUAGGAAAGCAGGAUCUGUGUACCCACCUUGGGCACUCUGGGGCAGGCCGUGGCUGGCCUGGGCAAGUGUGGCGGGGGUGAAGGGCGAGCUCAGGAGCUCCCGGCCACGUAUCCCCAAAACCCUCCCGCCGGAGCGCGCGGCCUCAUUAGUAUUCAUUCAUUUGCAUACCCAGGGUGCACCGCGCCCGGUACCGCAGCCCCGGUAAAACCUUUCGGUGCCGCCGCUCUCCGGAGCCGCUGGUCCCGGUGCGGGGCCGGGCCAGUCCCUGCCGGGUGAACGGGCCGGGGAAGCGGAGGGUGGAACCGGGGGGGUCGCGGGGUCGCCAUGAGCUGUAGAGAGGCAGCUGGGACUACGUGUGUGCAGGGGGGCAAUUUACGGCAUACUCUGGUUUCUCUUCAGAUCGUAUAAAUCUUUCGCCUUUUACUAAAGAUUUCCGUGGAGAGGAACAAGUACGAGUGUCGAAUAAUUUUUUGAGGCUCCAUUUCGGUGGAGCUAA